Molecule: messenger RNA, 2014 nt
Organism: Dicentrarchus labrax (European seabass)
Lineage: Eukaryota; Metazoa; Chordata; Actinopteri; Moronidae
Product: olfactory receptor 52B2-like
Exons: 2
Coding region: 240-1181 (313 amino acids)
Biological process (GO): G protein-coupled receptor signaling pathway
Cellular component (GO): membrane
Molecular function (GO): G protein-coupled receptor activity; olfactory receptor activity
Source: RefSeq, a predicted model, not a curated record
CUGAUUAUCCAGUACAUGUCUUAUUGCAAUAUUUAUUCAGCUUGUCUUCUGUCUGUCCUCUCUGUGUAUUUUGUUGCUGGACUUUCAGUGCAAAACUGUAAAUCCAAAAGACUAUAAACUUGUUAUUUAGGUACAGGAUAUAAUAUAUGAUGUAUCAUGUUUAACUGAAAUUUAUGUGGACUUAAAGUUAAGUGGCGUGGACGCAUUCAGGCUUUAAUUUGGAGGAAGAGCAUAAAAAAAUGGACCACCUGUACAACACAUCAUCUUUGUUAGUGCUAAAUCGCUUUAACCUACCCCCUGAAACUGUUUUUCCUGCAUUUCUUUUCGCAACUCUCAGCUACAUGAUCAUACUUUUCUGCAACUCUAUUCUAAUCCUCACUAUUGUACUGAACAAAUCUCUGCAUCAGCCCAUGUAUUUAAUUCUGCUGAACCUUCCUAUCAAUGACCUUAUAGGCGGCUCAGCACUCUUCCUUCAGGUCAUUCAUGAAAUACUGACAAACAGCAGGACAAUUCAGCACUCAGCCUGUGUUACCCAGGCUUUUUUUAUCCACAUCUAUGCAGCAGGUUCAGUGUUCAUUCUGACUGCUAUGGCAUAUGAUAGAUACAUUGCCAUCUGUUGUCCUUUGAAAUACAACACGAUUAUGACUAAUGCUCACAUCAUGAAAAUAAUAACAGUUGUGUGGAUGAGUAGUUUUGUUAUAAUAGCUGUGCUUUUUGUUCUGCUGUUGCGUUUACCCCGCUGUCGAUCUGAAUUGACGCAUCCCUACUGUGAUAAUCCAACUUUGCUGUCUCUGGUCUGUGCUGGUGUUGACACAAGCAUCAAUAACAUUUAUGGGCUUUUUUUAGUUGCUCUUACACAAGUGAUAGCCAAUGGGACGAUUUUGUAUACAUAUCUCCAGAUCCUUGUUACAUGCUUCAGUUCAAAACGAUCAGACACAAAAGCCAAAGCUCUGCAGACAUGUGCUACACAUCUGAUAGUUUUUCUCCUGUUGGAGUGUCUGGGACUUUUCACCAUCAUAUCAUACCGAAUAAAGAACCUUUCACCUAAUUUAAGGAAAUUCAUAGGGAUGACAACAUUAGUUUUCCCCCCAACAUUGAAUCCAAUCAUCUACGGACUGAAAACAAAAGAAAUACGAGAAAAAGUAGUAUACUUCUUUAAGAAUAAAAUCUUUCCAUCUUAAUUCAGUGUCAGUGCCUUUAUGCAGCAAGCAAAAACUUGAUUUGCUUCUCUCACAGGCAGUGUUUUAUUUGUCUUGCUACCUUAUAAAUACAUUCUUUGUUAGUGAGACCACAUACUUUGGCUUUAUGUUCAUGAUCAUACAAUUUUCAAAUAAUGCAUAUGAAAAAAAUGCAGUAUGUGUAACAGUAAUUAACAUUUCACUAAUCAUUUUUGUACAAAUUUCAAAUUAAUAAUAAUUUUUAACCCAUUCUGAGCACAUAAUCUAUUAAUGUUUUAUUACUGCAAAAUGACCUCUAUAAUGCUCUAUAAUAAUAUUUCUCCAACAGUUAAUAAACCACCAGUGUUUGUCAGUUAUGUGCUUUUAGGACUUGUAUUUAGAGUUCAUCUACUGUUGCUUCAAAAAUAAAGUGUUUAGCUAAUUAAAUGAUGUGUGUUUACACAAUUCCUAUAUGUUGACAAGAAUAAGUUAACAGUACAACUACACAUCAUGACUGUUUGGCAGCUGAUAUACAGUUAAUAAUAUAAUUGCAUUCUUUUGCACAUGCAAAAUAGUUUAACUUAACCUAAUAGGUUAACAGUUAAGUUUGCUGUCAGCAUGUUGAUGUAUGUUAUUGUCACAAGGUUGUUUUACUGUCAAGGCAUGAAAUAAGAAGUCUGUGAGGCACGGAGUCAUCUGAAAUAAAUAAGACAUGAGAAUACUUCUUACAACCUGAAUUUUUUCUUGAGAUAGUAGUUGUUUAAUGGUGACCAAGAUGAGAUCAAAGUUUACAUAAUCUAAGUGUACUGUUUGUAGUAAUACUGUUUGUAUGAAAAAUAAAGGAAAUUCUAAACUUA